AUGAAGCUGGCUGUGGGCACAGACAAGACCAUCCUCAACGUGCAUCAGAAAAUCCUGUGCACAAGUUCGAAGUUCUUCCAGAAUGCGUCGAAGCCGGAAUGGGCGUCUUCACGAUCCGCGCCUGACACCAUCGACCUGACUGACGAGUCCUUGGGAAUUGUUAAAUCAUACGUCCGCUGGCUGUACCUUGGAGUCCUUCCAAAACCAGGGGGUUCGCUGGAUUUAGACUUCAACAACUUGACGAACGCGUACUUGUUCGGGGAGAGGAUGAUGGAUAUAAAAUACAAGAACGCCGUCCUUGAUCAGCUCAUAGCUGUUGCUUUCAUCCUAGCAACUCCCAAGUACCAGUGUUAUCCGCCGGCGGAAGCGUUGCGUGUCGUCUACAAGGGAACGUCUCCCGGAUCCGGUGCUCGACGCUUACUGGCCGACUUCAUAGCUUACAACGCCAAGGAGGAUGACCCCGAGUGGAACCAGGAGAUGGAGUCGUACAAGGGCGAGAUGUGGAUGGACGUUAUGAAGGCGAUGACUCGACUGCGCAAGCCGGAGCCAGGUUAUCCUUGGAUGAUAUCAAGUGCGCCUUACCGGCAGGACGAGUCCUAGGUUGGGAACCUUUGGGCGGUGGACUACUUGAGGAUCAAGGAACUUAUUCGGUCUUAGAUCUCUUCUGGGAGCGGUUAGAUGCAUCGGACCUACGUGGACAUAGAAGCAGGGUCUUGUGGAUGGGUGUACAUAGACGGAUGGUAGAUGGGACCUUCCAGACAGGCGAAUGGCAUUUGAACC
This is a messenger RNA of Trematosphaeria pertusa, 780 nucleotides long. RefSeq lists its product as uncharacterized. The coding region runs from base 1 to 600 and encodes 199 amino acids. Lineage: Eukaryota; Fungi; Ascomycota; Dothideomycetes; Pleosporales; Trematosphaeriaceae. The record is from RefSeq and is a predicted model, not a curated record. Gene Ontology annotation, molecular function: protein binding. The transcript has 2 exons.